UGGAAUGGCAGAUGCAGAUAUAAUGGAUGAUGUAGAUGUCAUUUCAGCUUCAGAGAACAUCAAAAAAUUGCUGAAGAUACCUUUCAGUAAUGAGCAGGUCAGCUUGGCAGUCCAUCGGAUUGGGAAAACUCUUCUUCUUGAUAAACUUGAUCUCUAUAAGCACCUUAGGGAUGCCUCACAGUCUGAGAAGAAAUGGUUACAGGAUGUCUUUAUCAGACUGGUUCAGAAUGAAGGAGAGAAUAAGUUUCACAGUCAACUCAAAACAUCAGAGUAUAGACAGACAGUCGAUCUCCUUUCAAAGUUCCUUUAUCACAGCUUGGGCCCAGGAUAUGACAUACAUGUAGAUGAGACGGAAGAAGGUCAGAUCCCUGAAUUGGCUAAAGCAAUUCGGCAACUACCUGCACCACCGGAGGAUGAUGUAAGCCAGUUUGCUCGUCAGGUCAUUUGGCAAUUUGAAGACAUACGGAUGUUGAUAGGUACAGAUCUACCUAUCUUUGGUGGUACAACAUAUCCCGCUGUCAGUCUUAGAUUAAGAGAUACCCAGAGUCCCAUCAACAUUCUAACUGGGUUAGAUUACUGGCUUGAUAAUCUCAUGUGUAAUGUACCUGAGCUUGUCAUGUGCUACCAUCUUGAUGGAUUCGUACAGAAAUAUGAACGUCUCAAGACCGAGGAUAUCCCAGAACUUAAGAAUGCACAGUUCUCACCAAUGGUUGUGACAGAUAUUGCUCAAAACAUCCUAUCAUUCAUCAAUAGUAACUGCACCAAAGAAGGACAUACCUAUUGGCUCUUCAAGGGUAAAAAUGAUGAUGUGGUCAAGCUCUAUGACCUGAGUAGCCUGAUAAUUGAGCACCCAGACUGCCCUUGGGACAACCCCUUUUUGGUCCCUGUUGCCAUGUUGCUAUACCGUGUUGCUCGUAACAUGGCCCAGGCUUCCAAGAUAUCGGCCAAGAACAAGCACAUCAUUGUUUACCUUCUAAAUAAAUGCCUAUCAUUAUUGGCUCAAUGCAGAGAUCAGCAUUUAGAGAUUGUAGCUCAAGCCAACUUUAUCCUAUGUCAGAUGUUCAUGGAGGAAUCCAGGCAGAAACAACAUGGUAACAUGGGAGAUGAUGAUAGUUCAGAUUCAGCUUGGAAUGGGAGCUCUACGACCAGCAGUGAUGUGGAGGAUGAAACCAAUGAUGAUGUCGAUGAGGAACAAACAAAGAGAGGAGAGAUUGUUCUUCCACCAAUCAAAAUCAAGAAUCUUACCGUCCCUAGUAGCAAGACAUGGAAAUGCAAAGACACUGAUAGUAGGAGGUCAAAGGUCAAAUCAUUGGAUGCUUCAAAGACGGAGAAAGCAAACCAGAUUUUGAAAUAUGUUGCUGAUGGCCUUGAUGCAAUAAAGAACAGUAUCCCUGAGUCUACAACCACUACAUCUUCACCAUCACAUAGUGCUAUACCGCUUCCCUUGCCCCCUUCAACCCCUGAAAGGACCUCCUUACCUACUGGUAAAGCAAUUCCACUGCGAGAUAAACCACGAACGGAGAAGCAAAGAUCACCAGAUAGUACUGGCGGAAGGGAUGGUCAUGAAGGAAAUUUACCUCAUGGUAAAGUUCGGACAAAGAAGCUAGGGUUGGUCGACGUGUGCAUGCCUACAGGAGGAGAAGUUGCACAUGAUAUCAAGGAGGCUGGUAGAUCAGUCCAAAGAACUGAGGAAAGAACCGAAGCUCUGAAAUCCUUGGAGACAUCCGGUCAAGAGGUAGAUAACAGUGCAAUAGGACCUGAUCAAUUGUCUCUUCAAUCUACAAACAAACAAGAUGCAUCGAUUGAAAAUCCUGGUGAAAUGUCAGGGAAUCCUUGUGACCAAUUACAGCUGAAGGGUGGAGCUGGACAGUGCAGUGACCUUGUGCAGACUGACCACUCACCAAGGAGAACCAAGGCAGUGGCCAAGGAGAAACCAUUCCCUCAAGGUUCUUGGCAAGAGACAUCUGGGUUGCUAUUGCUGGAGAAGGCUUACCAGGCAUACGUCACCCUGACUGGGUUAACAUGGGAGGAACAUAAACAUGGCAGGACACUUCUCAUGGCACAACUGGCCAUCAAAUGCUUAAAUGCUUGCAGGUCAAUCCUUGAUGGAGAGAGCAAUAUUUACAAUGUUCUAAUGAUGUGUGGUGAUUCUCAUCUCUUGUUGACCCAUGACCCUAGCAACCAUCAUCUUCACCAUGAAGAUUACCAGAACAUCUCAGAGACUGACACCUUCAUCCUAGAAACGGCCAUCAUCCAGCAGACAUCACAAGAUUACGAGUGGGCAACGGAAUUCCUGACAGAGACGGAGGAUUGUUUGGAAUGCAGCAUCAAAUGUUAUAAAGCUUGUCUAAAUGAUAAGGUGAAGAAGGGGAAAGCAUUCAGGAGGAAUCUUGGUCAGAAGCUGGGGAAUGCUUCUAAUGAACUAGGUGUCUUCUUCAUGAAUACUGCAGCUAAUCUAGCUUCAGUAAAAGACUCAAUGCCCAGUACGUUUGAACAGGAGCUAUGGAAGGAGAGUUAUCGUUGUUUUGACACUGGUGUGAAGUCCUUUGAGGAAGUCUCAGAUUCAAUAAAUGUGGCUCUUCUCAAUUGUAACAUGGGGCGUCUGAUGAGGCUAUGUGCACAGAGCUAUGCGUCUGGGGGCAGCAUGGGACCAAAUUCAGAAUUUAGCCCAAAGGAGAAGCACUACUAUGUAAAGGCAGCAGAGUGUUACGCAAGGGGUCUUCACAUCCUUGGCCACAAGAGCGGACAUGUUGCAUUGUGGGAUUCCAUCUCAUGGGAGCUCUGCUCGACGUAUUUCAACAUGGCAUGUUUGAUGCAGGAUCAACCUCCAGUAGCUACCUCCACUCUAGCUGAGAUUGAGAAGGAUGUGUUGGAGUUCAUGAGCAAAGCAUUAACUCUUUGCGAUGUAGAGGAUGCAUCGUCUAGUAGACAUCCACUGUAUCAGUAUAGGGCAGCUACUAUCCAUCACAGGCUUGCAUCCAUGUAUCACAAUUCAAUCAGAAGUCAGUCCUCUCACAUGAAGAAGAAGCACACUAAGACUCUAGCUGAGCUUCACUACACAAAGGCUGUCAAACUCUUCAAGGAGAUGGAUCGUCCUGUUGAACUAAUCCGGGUUGAGCUAGAGAGAGUAGCAUUGCUAGAACAUCAGUUUGAAACUCAAACAAGCAAAGGACCCAAAGUGAAGACCCUAGAGACUGCACUAGGCAUCAUCCUUAAUUGUAGUGACAUCAUCCCUCAGUUGGAAAAACUGAGCUACAAAAUAGUAGCAAAGACUGCAGAUAAAUCAGAAUCUGUGAUGCAGGAUGUUGUAGCUUCCAAGAAGGGAGAUGUAGGGCUUCAUCAGAAUGUCAUGACGAGUGACAAGAAACAGGAAAUAGGGAACCUCAAAAAGGUUGAUGGGGAACAUGAGCAAGGAUGUGAAGCUGUAGAAGAGUCAAAGACUGAUGCCAAAAUAUCUCCUUUGAGACAAGGUGUUGGGUCAUCUGAAGGAGUGGCAUGUGAUGCAAGUCAAGCACUUGAAAGAACUACUGAGGAUCUACCCUUGGGGAAAGAGACUAAUGAAACUUCAUCAAGGGAAGAUCAGAUCCAAGGAGCUGGUGGAGAUCCUGCAUGUGAGGGAGGUGGAGCUGAAGCAGAAGUAGGUGGAGCCGAUGAUGGAGUGAAGGUAGGAGAGGACAUGACUGACGGUACCAAAUCAGAAGUUGACGAAGUCAAGAGAUUGCUGACUAUCUUUGAGAGUCGUCUUCAGUUUGUCCUGCUUUAUCUUGUCAAGUAUUCUAGCAGUGGCAAGCAUGGCUCCAAUGAUGAAGAUCGGUACAAGAAGAUGUACAGCUCAUCUCUAGGUAGACUGCACAGCUCAGCAAGCUCUGAUAAAGUUAGCCUUAGCUCAAGACUUCAGGAUAUAUGCAACAUUGCUUCUACUCAUAGAUAACAGUAGAUGAAGAUAUCUAGGCAAAGUGGAUGAAAACAUAAAAUAUUUUCGAGAAGGGAUGAGAGUUAAGAGGGAGAGAGAGAGACAGAAACAGAAACAGAGUUUGAGAGUGAUAGAGAGAAUGAGAAAUGGACAGAAUAAGGAGAUGCAUGCUUAGGCUCUAUCAGGUGCCUGUUUUGAGAAAGACGUAGGCCUAGAAAGAAGUUGCUGCACCUUGAAAAUUUUACUAAAAUUUCACUGAAAAUUUGUAGUCUAAUAUGCACUGGGAUUUCAUAUUGGUUCAUCAGCAAAACUAGUAUGCUGCACUAUUUGAAAAGACCCAGAGACCUCUGAGAAAGUGAAUGCAAGCCACUUUAUGUGCUAGUAUAAUUUACUUUUAUUAGAGAUAUUACAUUGAUUGUUGUGUAAUGUAUAUUAGUAUGCAGAAUGCAUACAGUAACAAGUUGCACGAAACCUCUCUUUACCAUUAUAAUUAAAGGCAUUACAAUUAUUGUGCAAUAUUCUAUUUGUCAGUAUUAGUAUAUAAAAAUUGUGACACACAUAAAAAGAAGAUUGCUGUUAUUCAUCUCUUAGAAAAUAAGCACUUGAAAAAAUAUAUGGAAGAAUUUUGUGUCCAGUAUCAAUUUCAAACAUAUUCAGACUGAAACUAUCAGGGUCACAGACUUGGUAUUUAUUUUGUUUAAAUGUAUGUUUUUAAGUAUUUGUCCAGUUAAAAAGGUGCCAAAUGUAUUGCUUUUAAGUUGUUCUUUUGCCUCCAAAAUACUUCCUUAAAUUUAGGUUUUUUUAAUCAUUGAGAAUGGCAUAUUUCAACUUUCAGCUGAUGUGAUUAAAAAUGAUAAUCAGUAAUAUUGGCUUGCCAUAUUUAAUGUUUUUGUAAAGACGUGGAAAACUUUAUGUACUGCUUAAUGAAACACAUCUCUUUCUUAUCUUAAUCACUUUACAAUGAAAGCCAUUAUUUUCAAGUUAAGCAAAGAUCCUGUCUGAAAGUACUUAGUUAUGAAAAUAUAUAUAUACAUCUUGCAUGAUUAAAAUAGGUAUAAGCUAUGGAAAUCCAACAAUGUCAUUGUUUAGAUUGCAUUAUGCCUGAGUAUAGUGCUUUUGAGAGAUAACCUUGACCUAUACAUUAUAAUCUUUUUGACCAAUCAGCAUGUUCUUUUGACAUUGUUAACUUUUCAUAGUUUUUACCAAUUUCACCCAUGCAAGAUGUAAAUACUGUAUAUACAAUAACCAAAAUACUUUCAGACGUACAGGAAGUAUAAAAAGAACAACUUUAUGCAAUACAUUUUGUUGUUAACCAAUGGCAUUCUGUAAUAUCGUCUAAGUUGCUUAUUAUGACAUAAAUGGCUCUCAAUAGUUUUGAUUGAUGUUAUCAUCAAUUCCCUUGUUAGGCCAGUAUUAUAUAUGAAGAGAAAGACCAACACAUAGUGCAUCUAUUUUAGUGAAUGGAUAAAGUUAAGCUAUUUAAGAAUAUACUCUGUAAUUAUAUUCUAAUUCAGAGUUUAAGAGAGCUAUUUACAAUGAUUACCAAUUUAUUAAAGAAUGAGAUUCUUCAUAAUCCUGCAGACAAGGUAGGCUUGCAUACAAUCCUCUUAUUCUAUUUCUAUUUUUCCCCAGAAGUUUUUAUCAUGACUCUAGAAACACGAUGACUAACCCAUGGUUGUAGGAUUGAAGAAAAAAAAAAACAAUUAGAAUGUGAGUAAAAGUAAUAAAUUCAGGAGUGUUCAACAGCAAGAAUCGGCAGAAACAGAAGAGAGGAGAAAAAUUAGUAAAACAGAAUGGUGAAAAUUUGAAAAAAAAAUCAGAGAAGCAAUAGGGAAGUUAUAGCUGUUUUAAAAUUGAGAUCCCCAAGAUUAUGUAAAUUUCAAAUUGGCAAAUGGGUAAGUAAAUUAUGACAAGUGGAAGGGACUACCUUCCUACGGUCCAUGUACUUCAUUAUCAGGGAUUUUUUUUCCUGUAACCUAUUUCCCUGGGGCAGUAGUCACAAUAAGAAGGGACAAUAGCUCAGUCCGUGGGGGGGGGGGGGGGGGGGGUUUCGGAUAUUCCGAUGACCCGUGUUCAUUGCCACUUGGUACGCUAAUGCCCUUUGGUAAGGCAUUAAUCCUCAUUACCAGGUCCUUCAGAGAGGACCUUAAACCGUCUAUCCUCUGGUUGCUUGCUUCCAAGCAUUCAUGCUCUCUUAGCAAUCAGGUAAAAAAAAUCACUACCAAAUAUAGUAGCAUAUUGUUUUGUCAUUGUGAAAGAAAAAUAUAAUUUGAAGUAAAACUUAAAAAACAAAACGUUUUAGCUUUUUAUGUUUUGGAGUAAAUAGAAGAGUAGUCCUUGCCUUACAUCACCAAUUCACCAUGACAUCACCAAUGCAGCCAAUUUAUUUCCAAGGUUAAACUAAUUACCAAUUUUUGCAACUUUUACAACUUUUCUAUGGUUUGUCCGAUAUUGAUCGAACUUUCCUGUCUACUUCUCUGAUUUUUCUUUUUCCUCCAAAAAUAACUUUUAUUUGGGUUAGAUUCCCCUUUAUUAACCCUUUUUUAACAAAAUUUUGCAUUUGCCUUAGGUUUCGUACAGGGACUACUUCCAUUUGGCAACAGGUUUAUAGCAAUUCAUAUUCUGAUGGGGGAAAACCCCUUGUAGGAAGUAGAUAAUCAACUUGCCCCAGCAAACCCAAUUAACCCACCUGAACCCAUUAACUACUGGAAUAUUGUGGUCCAUGUGUUUAGUCUGUGUGAGUUAUACUGUUUAGCAGUUAAUGGAAAAGACAAUACACAGACAAAGAAGUAAAAAGGUAUAAAUAUUUGAAAUCAUUAAAUGGAUAUGUGAAAUUGACAAUAUCCGCAUGGGAGUAUUCUUUUCAAGUUUGCACAAUGACUUUGUAAAUUGCAGCUUCCUCUAUAGUAUUUCUGAUUGUUCUCUGGAAAUAUAUGUGGUGCUAUUAGGGUUUAUUACUCGCAUAAUAUUGUAUUUCAAGCACAAUAAAGAUGGUCUAAUUUUGUGAGAAAAGCUAUUUUGUUGAAAGUAGACUUCAAAAAGUCUUAGCAUAAUCAAUAUAUUGCUGAAUUAUAUUAGCUCUAUAUUUUUUCUAUUCAUAUUAUCCUUCCUAUUCUGUUUUAUGUGCAAACUACCCACUAAUGUCUGUACCUUGUGAUGUGGAAAUCUAGACACAUCCAUCAGCUCAGCCCAAAUUGGCACCUAAUAUUUUUCAGCUCCUGAUGACAAAGCAAUGUGAUGAAGGGGCAGGACCACUGCAGUCUGCCCCCCCCCCCUGACGAGCCACAACCCAUGCAAAGGACGUAUCCCUGCCCCCCCUGACGAGCUUGAAAGACCUUUUUUGCCCCCCCCUGUGGAAAAUCCUAGGUACGCCACUGGGCAGGACAUACUCAUUUGUUUGAUAUCAAAUUCGUCUCAUUUGUUUGAUAUCAAUUCAUCAUAAUAGCAAAAAUAUUUUAUAAGAUACAGUAAAUUUUAUGAUGCUUUGCAAGUGCCAACUUUUCUUUGAAUUUCCUGGGUGUAUAUAAACUUUUGGCCUCAACCGUAUCUGCGUGAUAAGGAUAAAACCAUUAAGAUACAGAAAAAGUUCACCUUGUGAAUGGAAUAUCUAUUGCAAUAAUUAUGAUUAUUGUUUAUUUUCCGGUAAUUAGAGAAUAUAAUAAGAAUGCAUAUAAUAUUUGAUGAAACAAACUAUAGCAUGCAGUUCACGGCUUACAAAUAAAUCUGCCCUUUGGCAGUACUACUUCUACUGGCCAAUAUAUACAUAUGUUCAGAAACUUGAAAGUUUUCCUUGAUAUUAGGAAAAUAGAAAUAAAAGUCUGAGUCUCAGUGAUUAAAAACAAUGCUGAAAUGCUAAUAUGCACAGGAUGAUGUUUAUGUGAUUUCUCAUAUUAUGAAUAAAUCAACUAGAAAAUUAA
Molecule: messenger RNA, 7830 nt
Organism: Lytechinus pictus (painted urchin)
Lineage: Eukaryota; Metazoa; Echinodermata; Echinoidea; Temnopleuroida; Toxopneustidae
Product: erythroid differentiation-related factor 1-like
Exons: 20
Coding region: 5-3931 (1308 amino acids)
Biological process (GO): positive regulation of DNA-templated transcription
Source: RefSeq, a predicted model, not a curated record